GUGGUGGCUAGUUUUGGACUGGCCCUAUAUCCUGAGGGCCAACUUAGUUUAUUUCAAUGUCAGUCGCAUCCAAAGCAUCAAUUCGACCGUUGGGAGUACCCAACGGUCAUCUCCAUCACUCAAAUUGCCUCCCUCCUCCUCCUCCUCCUCAGUUAAAUUUCGCUUCGAAUUCUCUACCCCAGUAUCUCUCUGUCUCUGUCUCUGUCUCUGUCUCUCUCUCUCAUUAAUCACAGCAGGAAACCCAGCUGUAAUUUUAAUGGAGAACGUGCUUAACGUGCCUCCCAAGAGCCCAAUUCAACCAGAAAACACCAUAAUCGACUGCAAAACACCGCCCCUGAAUCAGCAAAGUGAUCAAAAUCAUCGAAAUCCAGGCAAUGAUUUGCGCAAACCCAGCACCCCGGACCGCCUCAAAGUCCCCAAGGCAUUCAAGCACCCCGAAAGAUAUAGAAGCCCAACCGACUCGAUGAUGUCCCCGGUUACAAAAGGCCUUCUUGCCAGAAGCAGAAAGGGCGGCGUGCUUUUACCACCGACUAUAAAUCAGACCAAGAUCCAGGAUUUGCGUGUUCAGGAGGUGGGUCUCUUCGAAAAUUAAAAAUAGGAAAGCAGUUUGGAUAAAGCUCAAGAUCAGAUGGAUUUCUUGAUCCUAAUGGUUGGUAUUAAGUUCGAUUUGAUGGGAGCAAUGAAAUGAUAUGACCCGAUAUGGUUAUUUGUAAUUCCAGUAAGAUGGGUGAAAUGUGGUUAUCUGAGGCUUUUUCGAUAUGAUUUGAAUAUAUUGUUGUAAUAAAGAAAUAGCUCACUAUGUCCACAUAGGCAGAUACUUUGUUAAAGAACAGUUUCACAAGUGUGCAAUGCACCUCCGGGAUAGGCUGUACUGGGUUUGCGUUGUGUUAUUUGCCGAUUGCAGGGCUAGUCAACAUGAGUCUUCUUCCUUUGCUUUA
Carya illinoinensis is the source of this 938-nucleotide messenger RNA. RefSeq lists its product as uncharacterized. The coding region runs from base 257 to 592 and encodes 111 amino acids. The record is from RefSeq and is a predicted model, not a curated record. NCBI's taxonomy places the organism in Eukaryota, Viridiplantae, Streptophyta, Magnoliopsida, Fagales, Juglandaceae. The transcript has 4 exons.